AUGCGCGUCGUUCGCUCUCGCAGGAAUAGACGACUCCCUAUUUCUCGUCUUCCGACCGAGAUUCUUGUGAUGAUCUUCAAACACUUUGAAGAAGAGAAGCGUUUCGAUGGAUCUGCGAGCGAUGAUGUCCCCGCUUGUCUACCCUUAACACACGUCUGCAAAGACUGGCGCACAAUCGCACUCCAGUGCCCAGCUCUCUGGACAUCCAUCCAUUCAUCCUCUCCUCGUUGGCUAGGCAUCAUGUUUGAGAGGUCGCAGAACCUUCCUUUGGUUGUCACGUACAAAUCACCGGUCUCGCUACCAGAUUGUUUGGAGCUAGUCCUUUCACACCUACCUCGAAUCAAAGUUCUCCGAUUUCGCUCAUUCCAACCUGACUGCGAUCGCAUUAUUCAAUUGUUGUCAUCGCAACCCGCACCAUUGCUUGAAAUAUUCGAUUUCUCCAAGCCGCUCGAGAUGUGGCCCGAAACCACACACAUGACCGGCACAAUCUUUCAAGGACAGGCACCUCGACUUCGGAGUGUUGAACUGACGAGUUUUGACUUAAGCUGGUCAGCGCAUAUCUUCAGCGGGCUUCAAACUCUAUCUGUCAGGGGAACAAAAGAGAUAUCCUUCCCUACCCUGCCGCAGCUCCUGUCAGUUUUGGGACGUAUGCCUGCAUUGGAGCACCUUACGCUUGAGCGGCUUCUCAUAAUUCCCGAGGGAACGAAGCUCCUCGAAAAAGUGCCACUUGCUCGGUUGAAGAGUAUCACGCUAGGUUCCCCCACGAUUCGAACUGCCAUCUCUCUCUUCGCGCAACUAGCAUUUCCCGUCGACGCCAAGAUCGCGCUAAGUCUCAGAGACGUUCAAGGCCUUCAAGACAUUUCUGAUCUGUUUUCGGCUAUGGGCAUGCAUCCUGGUGGAUCUAGUUCCAUCAUUCGGUCCAUGCGUGCCUUCCGCCAUACGCUACGAUCUUUUUGUGUCCAGUUCAGUACGUCGACGGCAAUGAAUCAUACAAAUUGCUGGAAUCCCGAUGACGAUGACAUACGACUAUCGCUUCAAUUUAUGUACCACUAUAACAUAAUCACGAACCCCGACCCGAGCACCAUAUUUGAUAUCCGUCAGAUGGUCACGCAGGACAGGAUUCAAACACUCUUUUUGUCAAAGUUUGAUCUUACAGGAAAAGAUUUCUGGGGCGCUGGGUCCGUCUGCCUCCCGGACCUCGAAGUUAUGCAUAUGAAGGGCAUCUGGGUUGAAGACUUGAUCGAUGCACUCAAGAUCACCAAAGGGGAUAUUCCAUAUCCCUCCCUCAGGGUUCUGGACCUCGAAGAUGGCUGCUUUUUGACCGGGUACGAAGGGGAACAUGAAGAAACGCUGCAGGAUGUCAUGAAAACACGGGCCGAACGUGGUGUCGGCAUACACACGCUCCGACUUGUUGAGUCCAGAGAAUUACUGGCUGAUCAAGUGCAAGGUUUUAGGGAAGUGGUUGCGACUGUGGAUUGGGAUGAAUUUGUAGAGCCCGAUGACGAUGAAGAUGAAGCAGGAUCUAUCAACUCAGAGGAGGUGCGAUUGGAGAAUGAAGCACGAGAGAAUAGGGUCUGGUGGUUUGAUGAUCCAGACAUGGACCGGCGUCAAGUCUAG
Suillus subaureus is the source of this 1617-nucleotide messenger RNA. RefSeq lists its product as uncharacterized. The coding region runs from base 1 to 1617 and encodes 538 amino acids. The transcript has a single exon. The record is from RefSeq and is a predicted model, not a curated record. Lineage: Eukaryota; Fungi; Basidiomycota; Agaricomycetes; Boletales; Suillaceae. Gene Ontology annotation, molecular function: protein binding.